GUCUCGCGAAUUUUGGCACCACUGAGCAUGUUCUUUCUGUCUGUGAUCUCGUUAAAGAAAAGUAGUGCGCGUCUUGUGUCGUUAAAGUAAAAAUUUAUUAAAUUGUAUGGUGUAAAUUGAUUAACCUAUUUCUACUUAUUCUAGAGUACAAAAACAAAAACACAUUAAAAGUACAAUGAUUAGUACAGUGUAAAUUAAAAUGCGGAAAAAUAGUACGCCAAAAAAAUCGUUAAAAGAACAACACAUUGUGAACGUUAAGCAGAACAAAACACAUUUAAAAGAAAAGGUCCAAGAGGGCCUUUUCUUGUUCGCAUGCUUUUUCUCCAGUAACAUCGUCCAGCUAGAACGCACAGCGGCACUAGAAACCCAAAUCCAGAAGCAGACAGAAGAGACCACAACCCUAACCUUGCUCGCCACUUCAAGGUUGUCGACGAAGCCCUCCCGGUGCUUGGUAAAAGCUGAGAUCAUCAACAACAAGUUCCAGGCUCUUCCGGGACGCCGGAAAGAGGCCUGCUGAAGCUAUCUUCGUCGUUGAAAACAACCCUAUCAACUUUCGAUGGAAUUCCGUCGACUCAACCUAGUUCUGGCUUACAAACAUCGUUCAACGGUUCCGCUGCAUGCUGCAGCUAAGUACGAAGAAGAAAACCGCAAGUAUGCUAAAAUGAAAAUGUGACGUCACCUUCCCAAAAAUUGUUUAAAAUAAACCCCAA
This is a messenger RNA of Uranotaenia lowii, 710 nucleotides long. RefSeq lists its product as uncharacterized. The transcript is spliced from 3 exons. Bases 200 to 517 code for a protein of 105 amino acids. The record is from RefSeq and is a predicted model, not a curated record. Lineage: Eukaryota; Metazoa; Arthropoda; Insecta; Diptera; Culicidae.